CACACUCACUACAGGACUGGGAAUUAAGAGGAGGACUCCAACCCACAAAAUGACAGAAGAUAAGGUCACCAGGACCUUGGUUUUUACUGUCUUCACUGCCGUGCUGGGUUCCUUCCAGUUUGGAUAUGACAUUGGCGUGAUCAAUGCACCUCAACAGGUAAUAAUAACCCAUUAUAGACAUGUUUUGGGUGUUCCGCUUGAUGACCGAAAAGCUAUCAACAGCUAUGCUAUCAACAGUACAGAGGAACUACCCGCAAGCCCAUUUCUAGGGGUCCCAACACCAACCCCUUGGGCUGAGGAAGAGCCUGUGGCAUCUGCUAGCCUCAUCACCAUGUUCUGGUCCCUGUCUGUGUCCAGCUUUCCAGUUGGUGGAAUGAUUGCCUCAUUCUUUGGUGGGUUGCUUGGAGACCAGCUUGGAAGAAUCAAAGCCAUGUUGGUAGCAAACAUUCUCUCAAUAGCUGGAGCUCUCUUGAUGGGGUUUUCGAAAUUGGGACCAUCUCACAUUCUUAUAAUUUCAGGAAGAGGCAUAUCAGGACUCUACUGUGGGUUAAUUUCAGGCUUGGUUCCAAUGUACAUUGGUGAAAUUGCUCCAACCACGCUCAGGGGCGCUAUUGGCGCCCUUCAUCAGCUGGCCAUUGUCACAGGCAUUCUUAUUAGUCAGAUCGUUGGCCUCGACUUUAUCCUGGGCAAUCAUGAGCUGUGGCACAUCCUGCUUGGUCUGUCUGCUGUGCCAGCUGUUUUCCAAUCUCUGCUGCUCUUCUUCUGUCCAGAAAGCCCCAGAUACCUUUACAUCAAGUUGGAUGAGGAAGCCAAAGCAAAGAAAAGCUUGAAAAGACUCAGAGGAAGUGAUGAUGUCACCAAUGACAUCACUGAGAUGAGAAAAGAAAGGGAAGAAGCAUCAAGUGAAAAGAAAGUCUCCAUAGUUCAGCUCUUCACCAAUUCCAGCUACCGACAGCCUAUUCUAGUGGCAUUGAUGCUGCACAUGGCUCAGCAAUUUUCUGGAAUCAAUGGGAUAUUUUACUACUCAACCAGCAUUUUUCAGACAGCUGGAAUCAGCCAACCUGUUUAUGCAACCAUUGGAGUUGGUGCUGUCAACACAGUUUUCACUGCUCUCUCCGUAUUCCUUGUGGAGAAGGCAGGGCGACGCUCUCUGUUUUUAAUCGGAAUGAGUGGGAUGUUUGUUUGUGCCAUCUUCAUGUCGGUGGGACUUGUGCUACUGAAUAAAUUGGCUUGGAUGAGUUACGUGAGCAUGACAGCCAUCUUCUUCUUUGUCAGUUUUUUUGAAAUUGGACCAGGCCCCAUCCCCUGGUUCAUGGUGGCUGAGUUUUUUAGUCAAGGACCACGCCCUGCUGCUUUAGCAAUGGCUGCGUUCAGCAACUGGACCUGCAAUUUCAUUAUAGCUCUGUGUUUCCAGUACAUUGCGGACUUCUGUGGACCUUAUGUGUUUUUCCUCUUUGCUGGUGUAGUCCUGGCCUUUACUCUGUUUACAUUUUUCAAAGUUCCAGAAACCAAAGGAAAGUCCUUUGAGGAAAUCGCAGCAGAGUUCCGAAAGAAGAGUGCUUCAACCAAAGCACCAAAAGCUGCUGUAGAAAUGGAAUUCCUUGGAGCUACAGAGACUGUGUAAAGAUAACCUGCUUUUUGACAGGAACAGAAACAGGAAGGAAGCAGUGUUUUUUAAAUGACAAGUUUUUUGAGAAUUCUAUAUCUACAUCUUGAAGUACUGUUUUAUUUUUUAAAGAGAUGUUAUAGGCUUUGAUCAGAAAUGUCAUCAAAUAUUACAAAGAAAGUAUUUUUUUAACUUCGAGAAUCUAUUUUGGGUGGUAAGGCUCUAUAAUUAAGUAAACCAAAAAGUCUAGCUCAUUUUGGUACACUAAAUGGAAGGACAUUCUAAUGUUCUUAGUGCUGUCCUUUACAACAAGAGUAUCCUGAAGUUGAAGCAGUUUCAGAGUUAUUGCACGUGACUAGAAACACGUGACUAGAAACCUGAAGACACAACCAAUAUUUACAUAUUU
Messenger RNA from Aethalodelphis obliquidens (Pacific white-sided dolphin), 2012 nucleotides. It is a transcript of the gene SLC2A2, whose product is annotated as solute carrier family 2 member 2. Gene Ontology annotation, molecular function: D-glucose transmembrane transporter activity. NCBI's taxonomy places the organism in Eukaryota, Metazoa, Chordata, Mammalia, Artiodactyla, Delphinidae. The coding region runs from base 50 to 1624 and encodes 524 amino acids. The transcript is spliced from 11 exons. Gene Ontology annotation, biological process: dehydroascorbic acid transport. The record is from RefSeq and is a predicted model, not a curated record. Gene Ontology annotation, cellular component: brush border; plasma membrane.